Molecule: messenger RNA, 6764 nt
Organism: Apis cerana (Asiatic honeybee)
Lineage: Eukaryota; Metazoa; Arthropoda; Insecta; Hymenoptera; Apidae
Product: box A-binding factor
Biological process (GO): positive regulation of transcription by RNA polymerase II; negative regulation of transcription by RNA polymerase II; cell fate commitment
Cellular component (GO): nucleus
Molecular function (GO): zinc ion binding; RNA polymerase II cis-regulatory region sequence-specific DNA binding; DNA-binding transcription factor activity, RNA polymerase II-specific
Source: RefSeq, a predicted model, not a curated record
AUUCCCUUUGUUCGUGAUUGUACAAUCGUGCGUAUCGUUACCAAUCACUUGCAAGAGAGAUUUCCAGGUCUAUAAGUAAUUUGUUUAAAUUUAACGCAUAAUCUGAAUCUAGGGAAAAAAGAGUUUAUUAGUCAUUAGAAAGAUUUAUACCGAGCAAAUCGUUUACUUUGAUAAUCAAUGGCUGUUUUGUGAAUCUUUGAAAGUACUACUGUAACGAGUGACGCAAGAAUGUAUCAUCGUGUUUGUAGAAACAAAAAUGUUUGCUUCUAUAAUGCAUUAUACAUUUAUGUAACAAAUGAAAGCAUAUUGCGCUUUAAAUCGUAGACGAUACGAAAUGGAAACGAAAUCGAUUUCAAAAUUUUUAGUCUCACGAAUUUUUGUAAUAUUUUCAGAAUAUGAUUGUCGAAAUAUUUAAAGAUAUCAAUGAAAAUCAUAAAUAUUAUUCCAUAAGUAUUACUUAAACUACAUAUUGCUUACGUAAUAACAAAAUAAGUAAUUAGGUUGCAAGGGCGAUUAACAUUAGCAAAAGCAGAAAGAUCUAUAAUCGGUUGAAAGGAUAAAAUGAAAGAGAAGGAAAAGUAUAGAGAGGGAAUAAGAAUAAGAGAAGGAAUCGACAGGAAUAGUGAUAAAGAAGAUGAAAAGUUAACGAAGAAGCAAAGCAAUGGUUAGAAAGAAAGACAAAACGAUCUAACGCAUGGCAUAUAUAUAUAUGUAUACGUAUAUGUAUAUGUAUAUACAUAUAUAUACAUACAUGUAUAUAUAUGUAUAUAUGUAUGUAUAUACAUUAUGAUUGAUAAGAAAAACAUGUUGGAAAAAAAGAAGCGCAUGCGCUUUUCGCGACAUGAAUGUGAGAAGGAGAAUCAGCGUGCAUUGUCGAAUGUGACGUGUGUGAGACGCGUAAACGAACAGCGUCGAUCCACGACGAUGCGAUCGAGUUGACGGUGUGCAGUUUUCUUUAGCGCUAUUCGCGAUACCCCCACCUUAAAAAACGAGCAAGUAACCGAUCGUAAGGAACCAAAAGAACCUCCCUGGUUAGCUAAUAAAUUAAAAUUAUCCUUUUUAGAUAUUCAUAAUUAUCGUUCUCUUUGUUAUUUUUUCAGAAAAUUGAUAUUCACUUUUAUUUUGCAGUUCCUUCGGAAUUGAAGUUUGACGCCGAUUUGAAUCUGUACCAAAAUCAUUUGUACAAUUUGAUCGAAACCGAUUCGAUCCGAUUCGACCCGACCUGACCCGAUACAACAUCUAUCCCAACUAGUCUUGAUUCGAUUCGACUCUAUUCGAUACGGUCCAAUCCGAUUCGAUCGGAUACCAUUAGUUCGACUUCAGUCAAUUCCACCCGAUCUGAUUCGACCAUCCACGGAACUACGAUCGUCUCUUUCUCUUUCUCUCUCUCUCAUAUACACACAUACACACAUACAUGCGUAUAUAUACACUGUCUCGCUUAUUCUCACUCCUCACUCUUUCAUUCUCUCACUCUUUUUGUCGAGUGCCCUCUUUGUUAGCUUCACUCUGCUCGCUGGUUCUCCUCUGUGUACAUAAUGCACACCAGCCUCGCUACCGAUCUUAGAACGGUGGUCAACGCGAACACGAUCUUAAUCAGUAAACGGUAAAAGGAAUUUUGCGAGUAUUAUAAUUUUUACUAUAAUUUAUAUCUUUUUUUGCAAUUUAAAAAAAUAAAAAAGUGUUUGGUGUCGUAUAUUUUUGUUCAUGCCACUUGUCUUGUGGAAAUAAUUGUAGUAAAUAAGUGCAAUACGCAAAGAGAGAAAAGAAAGAAAUUAGAAAAAGGAGGAGAUUGGUAAAGUGUAAAAAUUCGAGUAAUUUAUCGAUUUGGUGAAAGAAAGUAGCGACAGGUUUCAAGAAUAAUUUUCACAAAGAGUUUCGUCUAGUUGAGAAAGUUCAAUUUCGUGUCGAAACAAUAACAACUAAAGGAACAAGAGGGAGAGAGAAAGAAAGGGAGAGAAAGAGAGAGAGAAAGAAAGAGAGAAAGAGAGAGAGAGAGAAAGAGAGAUGAAGAGAAGAAAAACCGAUGAUGAAAUCCGUGAAGAAAUGGAAAAACGUCGACACAACGAAUACGAAUUGGCCGAAUGCGUGGACGAAAUGACGGGAUACGAGAAAGGAACGGAGAGAUCCGUGAAACUGAUCGAUGAGACUAUCGAGGAAUCGAACAACGAUGGAGGAUCGAUAGGCUUGUUGGAGACGGAUAGCGGGGAUGUGGUGCUUUUUCGCCAGGAGACACAGUUGGGGCAACAACAACAACAGAAGCAACAACAACAACAACGGCAACGCCACCAACUUUACCAACUACCUUACGAAAAGCAUGGAAGCGAAGAGGGCGGGGACAUGGUGGGCGUGCUGGAGGCGGGACAACAGGAAAUUGAAAAUGGCGCGGUCGCCGAGGCGAGUGACGCCGAACCGGUAGAAAUCCCCGUCUCACCGGAACAAGGAAACGACGUAGACGACGCUUACGGCGUGCAUUCGCUCGGCUUUAACACUCAGGAUCCUCUGGUUCGAGAAAGGGGUUAUCUCGAUCAGGACUCGAACGUGUACGGGGGCGGCGAUUUAGGCGGUGAUUCCUCGAAGCAGGAGGAGCAGCAGCUUCAGCAACAACAGCAACAGAUUUCUCAACCUCUCCACCACCAUCACCACCAACAACAGCAGCGUCAGCAGUCGCACCACCACCACCAUCACCACCACCACCACCACCACCACCACCAUCACCACCAACAGCAGCAGCAGCAGCAGCAGCAGCAGCAGCAGCAGCAGCACUACCACCGCCAUCAGCACAGCGACCAUCACCACGACCAACAGCACCAUCAGUCCGAGUACGUUCAACUGGGGGCGAGAGAAGUAUCGACUGGCGAGGGUGGGGAUAACGAAGCGUCGAGCGAGGUCUCCGUAUUGCCGGAGGAAAAUCGGGCCGGCAGUCACGCGCCUUGCUCUACGAUGCAUCGUUACGGUACUGAAGCGCUCUCGCCGACCGCGGCCGAUCACCACAACCACCACCACCACCACCACCACCACCACAACAACCAUCACCACCACCAUCAACAGCACCAUCAUCAGCAUCUACAGUCAACGGACACGUCCCAGCAACACGGCACGCUCUCCUCGGCGAGCCACCGCCACUUGGACGAACAAGAGGCACAGCCGCAGUCGCAGUCGCAGUCGGUGGCGCAUCAAAAACCGGACGAGGACGUCGUGGAGCGAGCGAGCGGAAUCGCGGUAGCGAUGAGCGGUGCCCGUGGAGAUUUCAACCUCGGCAUGCUGUUCCCAAAUCUAGCGAGCACCGGCGCGGCCAGUUCCGAGAUCGGUGGGAACGAUGGCCACCAACAGCAGCAGCAGCAACAGCACAACCGCCACCACCAUCACCAUCACAAUCAUCACCACUUGGAGGAAGUUCUGCCGGACGCGGCGUAUCUUCAGCAUCAAAUGCGCGGCGGAGGUAAUGGGGGAGGAGGUGGCGGCAAUGGCAACAACGGAGGAGGUGGUGGCGGCGGCGGCGGAGGCGGAGGUGGCAGCGGUGCGGAAGGCAGCGGUGGAAGCGGCAGCGGCGGAGGUGGCGGCGGUGGUGGAUGCUCACCGGCGCUUCGAACCGGUAGCUCACCGGGUUCCAGUCGUAGUCCGCACGAGGAUCAAGAACUGUCGUCGCCUCAUCGCCAAGGGCAGACGGAGGGAGGAUACAGUCCGAGCGAGCAAGGGAGACAGUCGUACGCUCAUUUGACAGCUAUGCAGCCGCCUUCCUCGGUACAGUCGAACCACGGCCUUGGCCAGGACACCGACCGAGUCUCCGAUCAGAUUUACAUGGAUUCGAUAUACGCUCAUCACACUGUCGGAACGCCUCAUCAUCAUCAGGAGCACGAGCCAGGAUCGUCGACUCCUCACUCGCCCAGUGGACCGCUCACCAGUUCAUUAUAUCGUUCAAUAAGCGAUGUCAGUAGUAUGACGGCAGCCAGCGCGGCAGGAACAGGAGGCACUUACGGCCUUCCUUACAUGACCGGCAGUCCUACAGAAUUGACUGCUUCGCCUCAGCAAUUAUGGAACGCUCAAGGCCUAGGAACAGGACUUCCCGCCAUUUCAGAAGAUUACGGUGCCAGCAGCAAGUCGACAGGCACGGUGACACAUCAGGCCUUACCAGGAUUUUCGCAACCGUUCUGCGGUAGGGCGAGUUUUCGAGGAUACAGUCCGUCUUAUCCGACGCAGCAAAGCAACGCUGGAGUCGGGGCUGGAACCGUGGAACCCUCGUCCUGGAACUAUGGCUCGCCUUCGAACGACACCCUGGCCACCCAAUACGCCGCUCCUUCGAGGCGGCAACCCGUUAACCCUCCGUCGACACCUGCGCAGCAUCAGCUCACAGCUACUGCUAGUCUUAGCGCGAUGCACAACAUCGAGGCGGAAUACUUUACGGAGGGCCGUGAGUGUGUAAAUUGCGGCGCAAUUUCCACUCCGUUAUGGCGACGAGACGGUACGGGCCACUACCUGUGCAACGCGUGCGGUCUUUACCACAAGAUGAAUGGAAUGAAUCGACCUUUGGUGAAGCAGCCACGGCGAUUGUCCGCUUCAAGACGAGUAGGCACUUCUUGCAGUAAUUGUCAAACGACGAUGACGUCGUUAUGGCGUCGAAACACUUUGGGCGAGCCCGUUUGCAACGCGUGCGGCCUUUAUUUCAAGUUGCACGGAGUGAACAGGCCUCACACUAUGAAGAAAGACAGCAUUCAGACGCGAAAGAGGAAGCCGAAGGGAGGGAUGAAGUCUAGCGACACGCCGAUCGCCGGGAAUGUAGCGGGAGUGAGCAAUAACAACACGACCAUCACCACGGCCAACAACAACAACAACAACAACAACAAUAACAAUAACAACAACAACAAUAGCUUAAAAUUAGAACCCGGUACGAAUUGCAAUGGGAUCGACACGUACGGCGAGCUAAGGAUGAGCCACGCCGGAAUGCCCCAAGUCAGCUAUGGAAGCAGCCUUUAUGGAAGCCCUCAGUCCGCAACCCAGAUCGUUUCCUACCAGUCUGCGCCCUCUGGAAUGUACUACGACAUGAUCGUCUCCCAGCAACAGCAGCAGCAGCAGCAGCAGCAGCAGCAGCAACAGCAGCAACAGCACCAACAUCAUCAACAUCCGCAACUUCUCGAGACCCACUCACCGAAAGUCGAGUGCCCCUCGCCACCGUGCGCGAAUCGAUCUCCCGUUAUGAUAUCCGCGAGCCAUUCGCCCGAUCAUCAUCAACUUCCAUCCCCGCACAUCGUUACACUUGGAAACUCAUCGCCAAGCACGGCGGCCACUAAAAUUAUUCUCGACAACGGCCAUCUAGACAGACCGUCCGUCGUCUCGCGAGACCGACUUUUGUCCACGACGAAAUUGAAAUCGUCCGUCGAUGGAAAAAUUCGCUGUUAACGAGUGGAGAAUAAGUACAAAGGAAAGAUAAAAUAAAAAAAGAAAAAAGAAAAGAAACGCGAAAGAGAACGCGUUUAUUUCUCUUUUUUUUCAACGAAAUUUUUCGCUCGCUUUGAUUUUCAAAAGGGAGGAGCGUUUUCUUUUUCGCGCUUUUUUGUACAUUGCGUUUCUUUUUACAAAGCGUUGUCGAAUUAUGCGUUGAAAGAGAGAAGUACGAAGGAAGAUGAAAGAAGGAGAAGAAACGUGGCGAUUUUUUUCUCUUUUUUUUUUUUUUUUUCAUUCUUGAAAUUAAUCGACCAUCGUUCAAUUGACUUGUUAACUCGCGAGUAUAUGUGUAAUAAUCUUUUCCCUUUUAUUCUUUCUUCUCUUUGUGUCAUUCUUCUCGCACGCGUUUGUUCUUCGAACAAUAAGAGGACAAGCAGAAAAAUGUAAUAACGAUGUAAUUGGUGAAUAUAUAUAUAUAUAUAUAUAUAUAUAUAUAUAUAUAUAUACAUACAUAUAUAUAUAUAUAUAUGUAUAUAUAUAUAUAUAUAUAUAUGUAUGUAUGUAUGUAUGUAUGUAUAAGGAUAAAGUAGCGAGGAUGAACCUUGUUAAGAAAUGAAAUGAAAAGACUGGACCCUCCUGUACGUUCAACGAACGGGACUGAUAAAGGGGAGGAUAAUACCAGAGGUUUUUUAAGUAUCGAUUAUUCAUGAUUUUGCGAAAAAAAACUCGUUGUAAAUAGUUUUGAAAAGUGUGCAUGCGUGAGCAAAUACGACACGUGGGGGCGAACCUUGUUUUUAGAAAGAUUCGGUUGUUUAUUUUUACGCGCACGUUUCAAUUAAAGCGACGAUCGAUGAAUGAAAUUGUCCAAACGAUAUUCGAUCGCCGCUGUUAUUCUUCCGUUACUUGUAAAUAGACAAUAAUAUUAUUAUUAUUAAAAAAAAAAAAAAAAACGAUAAGUUUCGAUUCGAAAUGUGGUGCGCGCGGUUCGAGUCGAAAAUACUUGAAAAUAUUAGUAAUAAUCGUUAUCUUUUUCGGUCUAAUUGUAGCGUUACAACGACCUACGCUGUUCAGUGUCGUUCCACACAUUCGAAUGCUACGAUCUAUAUAAACGAUACGAUGCAUAACAUUAUAAUUUUAUAGCGUUUACCGAUAAGAACGGUGACGAUGACUAUGACAAAGACGAUGACAAUGACGAGGACGGCGGGAACGAAAGCGCUUUCGAUAACAAAAUUGUGAUCGUGGUCAGCAAUAAACGUUUGCGCGGACAGAGAGCACGUCCAGCGAGUCGAGGAUUACGCAUAAGGCCCAACAUGUUCUUAUUAUCUUCAAAGUGUGUUGUAUCGAAUCGGUAAUUUUUAAAUAAAAAGGGAUAUUUAAAUCGGAAA